Rhagoletis zephyria (snowberry fruit fly) is the source of this 1040-nucleotide messenger RNA. The record is from RefSeq and is a predicted model, not a curated record. NCBI's taxonomy places the organism in Eukaryota, Metazoa, Arthropoda, Insecta, Diptera, Tephritidae.
AUGGAUCUUUCCUGUCAAAUUGGUCUCAUUUGCCUUCUCUCCGCCGGUGGAGGCUAUCUCACCUGGAAGGCCAUCCCUCAGCUGGAGGAAAAGUUCAUCAAAGCCGGUCUAUGUGGAAUAGAUCUGUGCAAGAAAAAUAAAACUCGGAAAAUAGCUGAAUCACAAGGUGCUGUGGCAGCAUGUAUAUACAUUCUCAUUCUCUUCACCUUUAUCCCUAUUCAGUUUCAUGAGUCCGACACAAGUUCUAGCAACUUUGAGCUUUUGUGCCAGUUUCUCGGUGGCCUUCUUUCCAUCGUCUGUAUGAUGUUCUUAGGAUUCGCCGAUGAUGUGCUUGACUUAAGAUGGGGUGUCAAGCUGUUCUUGCCAAUGGGAGCAAGUAUACCUUUACUGGUAAUAUACGCGCUUACCUAUGCAAACACGACGAUAAUAGUACCAAAGCCUCUUCGAUACUGGUUGGGCUUUAGCCUAAACUUGAGCUACCUGUACUACCUCUUCCUCAUGAAGUUGGCCAUUUUUUGCACCAACGCAAUCAACAUUUUAGCUGGCAUCAACGGCAUUGAAGCAGGACAAAGCAUCAUCAUCGCUUCAUCCAUAGUGUCGUACAAUAUAAUUGAGUUGAUUCGAAGUACGGACCACUGGCAAUCGCACAUCUUUUCACUGAACAUGAUGCUACCCUACAUCGGAGUGACCGCUGGUCUUCUCCGCCACAACUGGUUUCCUUCGCGUGUCUUUGUCGGCGACACGUUCUGCUACUUUUCAGGCAUGACAUUCGCUGUGGUGGGAAUUUUGGGGCACUUUAGCAAAACAAUGCUCCUCUUUUUCAUUCCCCAAGUGGUGAACUUUCUCUACUCGUGUCCUCAACUAUUUAAAUUUGUUGACUGCCCCCGGCACCGGCUUCCCAAAUAUGACGCUGAAACCGACCGCCUUGUUCCUAGCACUUUCACCAUUGAUACGCAGAAAAUCGGCACUCUUGGCGCCUUGAUGAUUCGAAUACUGCGAACACUCGGCCUUGUUAGCUACAAGCAAAUAAGCGCAACAAA